AACUUUCCUAAACAUCGAAAAAUGGCAACCAAAACUCUCCUCUACUGUUCUCUCUUAGCCAUCACCAUCUUCUUCGCUUCCACUUCUUCAGCUCACCGGGAAAACCUAACCAUCGAGCUAAUCCACCGCGACUCUCCUCAUUCUCCACUCUACAACCCUCAACACACUGUCUCUGACCGCCUCAACGCCGCUUUCCUCCGAUCAAUCUCACGUUCCCGCCGUUUCUCAACCAAAACCGAUCUCCAAUCCGGUUUAAUCUCAAAUGGCGGCGAAUACUUCAUGUCCAUCUCAAUCGGUACUCCGCCGUCGAAAGUCUUUGCCAUCGCUGACACGGGAAGUGACCUAACUUGGGUUCAAUGCAAGCCAUGUCAACAAUGUUACAAACAAAACAGUCCACUCUUCGAUAAGAAGAAGUCUUCUACCUACAAAACCGAAUCUUGCGAUUCCAAAACCUGCAACGCGUUGUCUGAACACGAAGAAGGGUGCGACGAAUCGCGCAACGUCUGCAAAUACCGAUACUCUUAUGGAGACGAAUCGUAUACCAAAGGAGAAGUUGCAACCGAGACAAUCUCUAUCGAUUCUUCCUCUGGCUCCCCUGUUUCUUUCCCUGGUACUGCCUUCGGUUGCGGCUACAACAACGGUGGUACAUUCGAAGAAACCGGAUCCGGAAUCAUCGGACUUGGAGGCGGUCCAUUAUCGUUAGUUUCCCAGCUCGGUUCUUCCAUAGGGAAGAAAUUCUCUUAUUGCUUGUCACACACGUCAGCUACAACAAACGGCACAAGCGUCAUAAACCUAGGAACCAACUCAAUUCCUUCCAAGCCAAGCAAAGACUCCGCUACGCUCACUACACCAUUAAUCCAAAAAGAUCCCGAGACUUACUAUUUCCUGACCCUCGAAGCAAUCACCGUCGGCAAAACCAAGCUUCCAUACACCGGAGGAGGAUACAGUUUAAACCGGAAAUCAAAGAAGACCGGUAACAUCAUAAUCGACUCCGGCACAACUCUUACGCUUCUCGACUCGGGAUUUUACGAUGACUUUGGUGCGGCCGUGGAAGAAUCAGUAACCGGAGCUAAGCGUGUGAGUGAUCCACAAGGGAUUUUAACACACUGUUUCAGAUCCGGAGACAAAGAGAUCGGUUUGCCGGCGAUAACAAUGCAUUUCACCGGAGCCGACGUGAAGCUGAGUCCGAUCAACGCGUUCGUGAAACUGAGCGAAGAUAUAGUGUGCUUGAGUAUGAUUCCGACAACUGAAGUUGCUAUAUACGGAAAUAUGGUUCAGAUGGAUUUUCUUGUUGGCUAUGACUUGGAGACCAAAACGGCGGUUUUGAAGCAUCUAGGGCAUGUUAAUGCUGAUGCUGUUGUUGUUGAUGAAGAAGAGCUUCAUUGUCAUCAGAAACUUCAAGAUCUUUAUAGCUCUACUAAGGCUGCUAAGCGUUUGCAAAGGAAUAUUGUUCGUGGACUCGAAGGUUUCAUUGCGACGGGCACGAAAGUUGUAGAGAUAGGGUUGAAGUUUGCUGAAGAUUUUAAGAAAUAUGGAGAUGAGAAUCCUGAUGCUAAUACUCCUCUCUCAAGAGUUGCUCAUCACUUUGGGACCUCUUACAAGUCGGUGGAAGGCGAGAGGGAAACUCUCCUCGGAGUUCUUAGUGAGCAGGUUUGUGAACCAAUUCGUACAAUGAUAUAUAGUGCGCCUUUGGAGGAUGCUCGGCACUUAGUGAAUCACUAUGACAGGCUGAGACAAGAAGUUGAAGCUCAGGCCACUGAUGUACUGAGGAGAAGAUCAAAGUUGAAGGAAUCUGAUAUUUCUGAAGAAGCCUACAUAAAACUUAAGAAUUCCGAAUCGAGAUUAGCUGAGCUCAAAUCAAGUAUGAAAACUCUUGGCAAAGAAGCUACUAAGGCCAUGUUGGAAGUCAAUGAUCAGCAGCAGAACGUAACUUCUCAGCGCCUCCGUGCUCUGGUUGAAGCUGAAAGAUCAUAUCAUCGUAAUGCCCUUGAUAUCCUCGACAAGUUACAUUCUGAGAUGAUUGCUGAGGAAGAAGCUAUAGGAUCAUCACCAAAGUCACCAACUUUACAUUUAGAGGAUAGUGCUUCUCUUCCACAAGAAGAACCGAAUCCAAAGCCCUUGGGAGAGAUCAAAUCAAAUCCCUCGGGAAAGAUCAAAUCAAGUCGUCGAGAAGAAAUCAAGUCUAAUCCCCAAGAAGAAGAGAUCAAGAAGUCCAAUGGAUCUGAUGAUCAGCACAACCAUCAACUUCUCAGUCAGAAUGAUUCCUACUUUCUUGCAAAGGUUGUGCACCCGUUCGAUGCUCAAGCCCCGGGGGAACUCAGUCUCGCUGUCGAUGAUUAUGUAAUUGUGCGACAGGUGGCUGGGACAGGCUGGUCAGAAGGAGAAUACAAGGGCAAAGCCGGAUGGUUUCCGUCUGCUUACGUUGAGAAACAAGAGAAAGCUCCGGCGAGCAAGAUUGUGGAAUCAAACCCCAAGCAACAAUGAUCCCUUUCUUUUAACAUAUACAUACAAAAAGUAUGUGUAAGAUAUGAUUUGUGUUUGUUUUUCUUCCUUUUUACCUAUCAUCCAAGUAGCAUCAUGAGUCUUAACUCUCGAGUUAUUUCUUUACACAGUUGUGAAAAUCCUGUUUUAUCUUUUGUAAUUUACUCUGAUAACGAUAAUCAUCUUUCUUGUUUCAGUAAAGUUUGAGUCUUUAAAGAAUAUGAAGACUCUGUUUCUGGGUUUUGGUAACAAAGGAUAAUUCGUAAU
Arabidopsis arenosa is the source of this 2748-nucleotide messenger RNA. The record is from the annotation of a GenBank genome assembly. NCBI's taxonomy places the organism in Eukaryota, Viridiplantae, Streptophyta, Magnoliopsida, Brassicales, Brassicaceae.